AUGGGCCGGAACCCAACGAGAUAUCGGGCUCUGCUCCCGACCACUCCCCGCGGCGACCAACCCGCUGCAGGCCAAAUCGCGCCCUUGUUCCGCGCCUUAGACUCGAUACCAAAGCGGAAAUCUACAAGAAUCGCAUGCAAAGAGUGCCAUGAGAAGAAGAGAAAAUGCGACGGACGGAACCCUUCCUGCACCGCCUGUGUUCGUCAGGGGCAGCGAUGCACGUACCGAGCCCCGUCGACCACGUCAAAUGAGCUCCUGAGGGACGAGCUUGAGGAGCUCCGUGGUCGCUAUGAUACCUUAGAAUCGCUGGUCACCCAGCUUAGGGUUGCAACACCACCACGCGCGCUCGAGGCUCUCCGACAGCUGAGAGCGUCGCCUUCGGGUUUGCCAAUGGACCUGGACAAGGACAAAACCGUCCAGCAACCAGGUUUCUCAAGGAGCCCGAGUGCUGCAGUAGAUUCGCCUUCGACAGGUCUGGAAACUGCCACCUGCGUAGAGCCUUCAGAGGCCGGCGCUACCGCUCUAAACCAAGGGCCUUCCAUAGAAGAGCCGCGUCAUGUGGCCCUGGAGCAAAUAAUUCAAGGAGCUCGUUGUGAUCAGAUGAGUUGCGGGCUGGACCUCGACUCAGCCUUGUCUUCCGAUACCAGUGCCAUGCUUUUCAAGCAAGUUUCGGAUCCACGUCUCGCGGGUCUCGAUAUAUCCUUCUGGACGGUAGUCCCAGUCACGGAUCUUUUCGCCACGGAUGCUAUAUCGUCAUACCUCAGGAGUGAUCACCGAAUCUGGGAACUGUUUGACGCCGAUACUUUUCUCUCUGACCUUGUCAACCAGAAAUCAAAUUUCUGCUCUGCUUUCCUUGUCAACUGCCUCUUGGCAUUUGCAUCGCAAACGUAUGGGCCCGAUGAUCCAAGCGCCAUCACCAAGGGCUUCCAAUUUGAGGAGGAGGCUGGGAUCCUAUGGCAGGCUGAGGCGACACGGUUGGACUCAGAAACGGCAUUGACUGGGCUGAUCCUGCUCUAUCUUUGUUUCACGGCUCGCUGGGAGUCCAAUAACGCAGAUGAUUGCUUACGAGAAGUCUUUGAAAUGGCCGUAAGAAUGCGGUUGUUUGGGGUGGAGGAGAGGAUCUCGGAUACCGAAAUUUCUCUGCUCAAGGCAGACAGGCGGAGCGCCAUGAUCCAUGCUGCUUGGGGCGCUUUCAACACUAUGAGAAAGCGCCGGCUCGGCGAUGUGACGUCGCUCCCACCACUGGUGUCGACUCCGGGGAUGUUUUUGGCCCGCGAACCGGCUUCUGAAGAUUUUGGAGGCCACGCCAGGAAGAACGCCAGGAAGAAUGUUUAUACGUAUCGAGACCAACUGAAUCCCGCAUUGACAGUGCCGAGGUGGCCCUGUAUCGAUUUCCAGGCGUGGUUUGGACGUAUCCAUGAACCAAAAGCGAACGAGGCUUCGCCCCUGCAGUGCACCGAGGUACCUGGGGUAGGCUACUGCGUCUCGGUGCUGGAUUUCAUCAGCCUCGCAUCUCCAUACGUAAUCACGAAGGGCGGCGACAGGGACGUGGCCAUCAAUGCACCAGACGAGAUGUAUGCGGGCUCAGAUACCACCUCACAGGGACCAGGAGCUCUGUAA
Molecule: messenger RNA, 1620 nt
Organism: Diaporthe amygdali
Lineage: Eukaryota; Fungi; Ascomycota; Sordariomycetes; Diaporthales; Diaporthaceae
Exons: 7
Coding region: 1-1620 (539 amino acids)
Biological process (GO): regulation of DNA-templated transcription
Molecular function (GO): DNA-binding transcription factor activity, RNA polymerase II-specific; zinc ion binding
Source: RefSeq, a predicted model, not a curated record